AUGUCCGCGGGUAAGACAGAUGAUAAUUACGGUGGCAGUCCUGAAAAUGACACUAAACCGCCUCCAACCAGCGCAACAACGGAAUACUGCGCAAAGUUGCAGCAGUGGAUGUGGCAGUAUUACUGGCAGAGCUGGGUGACUCUGACUGCUCUCCCUUUUCCUCCGCCCUGCACUUUCCCACCGCCGGGGACCAGCGCUCAGUCUCCGGGUGCACCUGCUACAACCUCUGGACAGCAGACUUACGACCCGGCAAACUGGUACAACUACCCUUACACCUUCAGCCCCUUCCCAGCAUCCUCCUCUCAACCCGGGCAGAGCUUAGCUACCACCCCGGCUACAGCUUCUGAUGGCCGGCCAGUUCACCAGCAGAACGGGAACCCACCUCAGGCAGGUAUGUCUCUGUUUGACAGAGAGUCUUUGUAGUCAUCAGUGACCUACUUAAUCCAAAAUAACCCAGUGUUCAGCCUCCACUAAUGUGUGGGCUUUAGCCUGGUCAUGAGUCUGACAGAAAGCAGGCUUAAGGAAAUAGCUUCGAGGAAACGAGCUUAAAUACUCAGUUACUCCAUUGCUUGUCUGAGAGCUCUGCUAACUCCAUUACACUUUAAAUAACAUUAAAUAAAUCAGUUGUAUUAGAAUAAACAAUAUAUGUCAUUGUCACAACUGGGCAUAUUAAGAUUGUGACAGGUAUCAAUCACCAGGGGCAUGUCCAGAGAGGGGUGUGUCAGGGUUGGCAGCCCCCAGGAAAUCAAAGAGACCAAGGCUUGUUGUCACACUUUUUACAUUCUUAUAUAUUUCUUUAAAUCAAUACAUAAUAUACAAACAAAAUGUGUACUAGAUGAAAGAAAAGACUCAGGUAUAUAUUUAGUAUUCAUGUCAUUUUCAUAUCUUGUGUCAGUGCAGAGAGAGUGUGAACAUGUGUGACAUGCUGCCCCACCAUCGGGUAAGUUGUCUCACUAUAUGGGGUAAGAUGUCACAGUGGAUUUUGCAGAUAAUAAAACAAGGAGACAUUUUUUUGUUCUCAUUUUAUUACUUGAAAGUGAACAUCAAAGUCAGACACAGAAAAUGUUUAUCAUUGAGCUAGAAGAAGUCAUUGAACAUAGCCAUUGAAGAAACAUAAACAUAAAACAUUACGCAACAUGCUCUGGAGUUUGGAGAGCUGUCUGAUCCUGUAUUUCAUCUGGGGUGAAUGUUUUGCAGUACCGAGACACGGUAUGGUAGUUGACAUUUAAGUCCUUUAUUGUACUCCAGAUUGAUUUAUUAAUGAGGGUCACCUGUCUGACUGCCCUCAGCAUCACAUCAGGUACUGCACUGCCUUGCUCUGUUUUUCUUUUGUAAUUCCUGACCAUGUCUUCUGGCUUUCUCCUCUCUUUUAAACCACUAUUUUCUGCGUAAGUCAAAAUUUCAAUAUGACAACUGCCGACUCUCAAUGUUAAUUUUAAUCCCUUUUAAACAUGUGACAACUAACCCCAAAAUGUGAGACAUGUUUCCCCAAACUACCAUGUUUGCUAAUUCUAGCUCUAGCUUUAAGUUAUCUUAAAACAGGACAAUGACUGAGAUAUGACAGGAUGCCUUAAUGUCUCCUCUAACAAGUCCACAUGUUUCACUUUGGGGAUUUUUAUCUGGAAGAAGCUUAUUUUAAAAUAUAUAAAGUUUUUCUUACUUUGGGUUGUGCAAAAUGGUUGAUUGGCGCUCAUCUCAGCUCACAAUGCGCAUUUCUCUUCUCAGACAGGACACGAACCCUGACCAUGUAAAGGAAUAAAACUAGUAUUCCACUUUUUAGUUGUGCUCUCUGGUGGCAAAGAUAAUUGCAAUGUGACAACUUACCCAUGUGACAACAAGCCUCGGUCUCCCCUAUGUACAGUAUUGGAUUUUUGAUCCCUAGUUACUAUUAUUAUUUCUGACACAAAUGGACAUGAAAUGAUACAUGUAUUGUUGUGGUACUGCUAAGGAUGAUAGUUGUUGUGAUGUUCUGGACAUGUUCACAAGCAUUACAAAUAGCUGCUGUGCUAUCUGAUUGUGACCCUUCAAAAUAAAAGUCUGUGUCGAAGUGCAACAUGAUCGUUUUGUAUUCACACCUAAGACUAAUGUCAAAGGAAAAAGCAUCACAAAGAAAUAAAAGAGAUUUGUAUUUUUCAUCUGUUUUGUAGGACGGGAGUACACUAUCCCCUCUCCUCUGCAGAGGUUCCUGGCUGAGACUGUGGACUUCUUCAUCCUGUUUUGUGUGAAAGCCACAAUUGUCCUCUGGAUCAUGCAUCUUAGUGGUAUGAAGUGAGUGAUGCCGUCAACACCAUUCAGAAAAAAUAGAUCUUUAAAGCUAAAAGGAUAAAGAGACCAAUACUACCUGAACUGUCAUGAGUGAAUUCCAAAGUAUUCUAUCUCUGCUUUAUGAAGGGACAUCGCCAAAUUUGUCACCCAGUUCAUCGUGGAGGAGAUCGAUGAGAACACGUCUAUGGAGGACCUGCAGAAGAUGAUGGUUGUAGCGUUGGUCUACAGGGUGCUGGUCUGUGUCUAUGAGGUGAGUCAGACAUUGUUCUACCUCAAAAUCAGCAAACUUGGUAAUCCAAAAUCAUAACAUAUUGUUGAUUUAAGCUGAUCAUCACUGAAAUGCUGCUUUUUUGUAUAUUCUGCACCUUGUUCCUCCCCUUUUUCUUGAAAAUAAACCCCCUGUAAUCAUAUUUUUCAUCAUUUUCAUCACAUGUGCUUAGGCCUGAACGAUAUAUCGUUUGACUAUCGUCAUCGCGAUGUACGUGUGUGCGAUAGUCACAUCGCAGAGCCUGCGAUAUUGGAGGUGAAUGAACUCAUUUAAUUUCAAGGGUAACCGACUGAGAUACACUCCAUGUGACUCUGCAUGUGCUGUGCAGCGAUCCACCAAUCGCCUUCGUCCUUAACUCAGUUGCCAAUCAGACUCACUUCUCAGUUGCCAAUCAGACUGCCCUGCCAGCUGUCAAUCAAAAUCAGGGAGGAGAAAACCCACCCCUGCACAUGUUCUGCACAUGGAGGGAGACGUGUGUCCGCUGAGAAUUACUUUCGGAACUUAACUGACUGUUAAGCCCAACAAAUAAGAACUGUAUGGGUUUUAAAUUGUAUAUUUCCGUGGACCACUCUACUAUAAGCAGUGCGCGUUUUGCGAGGUGCAUGCAAUUCUCGGAGGACAUGCGUUUCUCGGCACAACACCGCUAACAACAACAACAACGAUCGCAAAAUGAACAACGAACAAGCGAAAACCACCGAAAAUGAAGAUUUGUUGCCAAAAAGAAAAGGAAAGUCAGUUAUCUGGAAUUAUUUCGGUUAAAAGAAGGAUGAUGUCGACCAAAACACGUCUUCUGUGUUCAUCUGUCGCCACAAUAACGUCCCAGCACAAUAAAAGCUAAAAAUAUCUCUGAGACAGACAGAAGCCGUUCUACUAACAUUCACAAAAAGAGGUAAGAUCAGAGCAGAUUAACUGUCCUCAAGAUUUCAGCAGUGCAGCAUAACAUUAAGUGCUAUUCAGGUCAUCUGGUGAAAAUACUGUAUUUUUAAUAUCGCAAUAUAUAUCGCAGGGUUGAAAAAAUCGCAAUAUUAUUUUUUUCCAAUAUCGUGCAGCCUUACAUGCGCUUGUUCUUCUUCAAUUAAAAGAGUCAGAGUUGUACAGCACAACAGUGCUGCCCACAGAGGACAGUGAUGCAACGUUGCAUGCACAGUUGCCUGAUAUGAAAUCAUAUAUCGCAGCUCUUGUUAAUCGAGUGUGUCAGUAGCUUGUUUUCCCAGGUGAGCGAUUCCUCUGAGACGUUUAGACUCAAACUGAUUCCAUCUGGCAUGUUUUUUUUAUUCAUGUCUUGCUCAGUUUGACCCUGUUUGAAUAAACAUGGAUAUUGAUUUAAUAGCUUCUAACUCCUGUAUGUGACUGAGUUUCAUCAUUAAGUAUCCUACUGUGAAUGUGAAUGUGUCAUUUCGGGUCUUCCUCCAGGUGAUCUGUAUUUGGGGCGCCGGAGGUGCCACUCCGGGGAAAUUCCUGCUUGGCUUGCGAGUGGUGACAUGUGACACAUCCACUCUGGUCCAACCAAACCGAGUCUUUGUUGUCCCAGCGUCUAAUGUUUCCCUCUCUGCGUGAGUUGUCUCAUUUUAGCUUCUUUCGCUGCUUUUUUGAAGUGGUAGUAAAAACAAAACAAUUUUAACAGCUAGAAAGAGCCCUUAAAAAUAACCUGCUUUGUUAGUUGUUAGUUGUCUUACAUCAUGUGCUGUCUCUCCUGUCUUCCUCUUCACAGCUCCACAGUGCGGGCUCUCAACAAAAACUUCUCCAUCGCCUUCCUCUUUCCCGUCUUCAUCACUCUCCUCUUCUUCCAGCACAACAGGACUGUGUAUGACAUUGUGGCAGGAACCAUUGUUGUUCAGCGCAGAGGAGGCAGAUAG
Molecule: messenger RNA, 4389 nt
Organism: Xyrichtys novacula (pearly razorfish)
Lineage: Eukaryota; Metazoa; Chordata; Actinopteri; Labriformes; Labridae
Source: the annotation of a GenBank genome assembly